AUGCUUGGGUUCCACAGACGCCAACGGUCGUUAAUACCGGUGAAGGACCUGGCGAAGUAUGACAAGCUGCCAGUUGUGUGGGAGGAAGAGGGAGAAGAGACAGAUUGCGAGAUGACUCUGGACCCGCCAAAGGCAGGUCAUAAGCAAUUGAUGUUAAUCUAUAUAGUAUUCCUUGCAGAAGCGAUCAUGGCAGCCAGCCUGCAACCACAGCUAAAGAUGCUGCUUUCCGCCGAAGACUUCUGCGGCGAUCUGUCCAGCUCCUACCUUAGAAGCAUCCUCGACUGCGCAUACGCCUUCGGAUGCACCGCCGGCAUACUUUGGGGCUGUCUAGCAGACCGUGUUGGACGCCGACCAGUUGCGUUGGCUGGCUUGUUCAGCAUGGCCAUCUGCUGCAUGGCCAUGGGCCUCGCAAAAAGCCUGGGAAGCUGCGCCAUCUUCCGCUUUGUUGCUGGCCUUGUCAGUUCUGCGGUGACAGUCACAGCCCUCACAAUGAUCGGAGACAUCAGUCCCACCCCAGUGGAGCGCGCAGUGAACAUCGCCAGGCUUCCAUUAGUUGCGGUUUGUGGGUCGAUUGGACCGCUCGUGCAAGGCAUGGUCGCAGGCAGCUUCAAAGCGGACGGUGCAAUCUGGCAGAAGUUUCCCGCUCUCAGCAGUCAGAUCGCUUGCGGAAGCCUGGUUUUUCUAGUCGCGGUGUCGGCGAGCAUCAUGCUACAGGAGACCUUGCCUGCCCAGGCAGACUCCAGCGAGACCGUGGACAUCGACUGCGAGAAAGCAGCCUUCCUUGGCCAGGUCACCAACAAUGACUGUUCGAAUCCAGUUGCAAUUCGCAUCGUGGACUACGUCAAGCCGGAGCCCAUCUCGAUCGGCCAGUUUGUUCAGGCGCCAUCACUCCUUACCCUUCUGGCAUCCUUCUCCCUUUUCUCCCUCCACGCCUCAACAUUCGACGUAUUACUGCCACACAUCGGCCACAGCAGCACCCAGCACGGGGGCAUGGGCAUUCCCUGCUCCUGGCUCGGAUUCACCGUCCUCGUCACCCGCGCCAUUGCCGGCCUCAUAGUCCUCCGCAUAGUCCCGCAAGCCGUGGAAAAGCUCGGGCUCCUGAAACCAUUCCGCACCUCCUCGCUCCUUUUCCCAGCCAUAUACGUCCUCACGCCCGCGUUGGCCUAUUUCGUGGCCUGCUCCAGCACCUUGACAGCCCUCAUCUCCACUGCAUCAAUUCUUGCAAAACACAUCCUAGCGAACGGCGCCCAAAUCCUCGUUGCUCUACUUAUGCUGAACGCCGCGCCUGACGCCUUCUCCGCCGGCACGAUCGCCGGUCUCAUGCAGGUCGCCUCGCUGUUCAAGGCGCUGGCCGUGGCCGUCACUGGAGCGAGUUUUUAUCUGAGCGACGACCUCAGCGUCGCGGCGACGAAUUGUGCGCUUUGGAGUGCAUUAGGCUUUUUUGGUGUAGCGGGCGCGGCGUUAGCAUGGUUCGUAAGGGAGAGCCCGAGUGUGGAGAGGGAUUUUCCAGCGGAGGUCCUGAAGUGGGAGACGUGCUUUGAUGCUGAGGGAUUGGAAAGUGGGAUGUAA
Coniosporium apollinis CBS 100218 is the source of this 1569-nucleotide messenger RNA. RefSeq lists its product as uncharacterized. Gene Ontology annotation, molecular function: transmembrane transporter activity. NCBI's taxonomy places the organism in Eukaryota, Fungi, Ascomycota, Dothideomycetes. Gene Ontology annotation, biological process: transmembrane transport. The transcript is spliced from 3 exons. The coding region runs from base 1 to 1569 and encodes 522 amino acids. The record is from RefSeq and is a predicted model, not a curated record.